AUGUUGACUGCUGAAGGUUCUUGUUCCAACUCGGCUACAUCCCAGUCAACACUGGAUAGAGCUACGGCUGCUGUUGGAAAGGACCAUAACGACGAUUGCCAUAGCGACCCAAAUGACUCUCUUGUUGAACAACAACAACCACCCAAUGCAUCGCCACCUGAGUCCAGUCAUCGAUCGAUACGACGUUCAUUGCACGCAUUGGGGAACAAGGUUUCUCGACACCAACAACGCACCGUUUCACCACCACCUCCUCAGUCACCUAAUCGCGCCAUUUACAAACGUCCAUCGGAUGACUCAAUACGAUCCAACUUUUCAUCGACCAGCUCGGUCUUCAGCACUGCCAGCAAGAUAUCAAAGUUUCCACAUGCUGUAAAGUCGUCGCUUGUAUCAGUCAAAGACUAUGUUGCUGCAAAAUCGCACCGUAGACGUACAAUGAUUCACAGCCCAACCACACCCAAUAACACCGCUAUGAUCAAUGGUCGACAAAGCCCACAAUCAUCAUCCAACAAUGAGCAUCAUCAUCAUCAUCAUUCAUUCGCUUCACGAUUCAGACGACGAGCUCCUAGUGUGAUGGGAUUGUCGAGCAUGUUUUCCAAAGAAAAUGCCCAAGCGUCUUGUGCAAAUAGCAAUGUCAGCCCAAGUGUCUCUUCAAUUCAUUCUCCUGCUGCUGUGGAUGAAGAACGUCCUCCUUCAUCAUCAAAACGACGAUUGGCUGAAAGGAGGAAUAGUGUACUUGAUGUGGCUGCUAGAUUAUUACAUGCAACACCACGCGACAAUCGUCCUGUAUCAUCCGCUUUUGGCGACGUAAAAGUGACACCUGAUGACGUGAAAGUGGAUGAUGAUAACGGGGAGGAGGAAGAAGAAAAUGGUCAACUCAACAAUGUGAUCCAACAAGAAAAGACAGCUACAGCAUAUGAUGAAAAAGCCAUUGGAAAGCUACUUUUUGGAGUCGACAUUGAAAACUUGGAAUUCUUUGACCAAGAUCUGUCAAGAUCAAGAGCGUCUAGUAUCAUAUCAGAUGCCAAGAGUGAUCAUGUUACAGCAUCAUCCUCAUCAAAAGAGGUGAUUUGGGAUCAGCAUAAGCGGGCAAAGUCGUACCAGGAAACUGGAAGGAUUCCUUCCCUUCGGCAACUUGCCAACGGCCAAUAUCCAGUAGCAUCGUCCAACAACAACAACACUGUAUUGGAUACGCAUAUACCACCUAUCCCUACACCACCUGUGAACAACAUGAAGCCUUCUUCAACAAACGACAAUGACGGCGUGCCUCCCUUUGUUUCUCAAAAGACAGCUGUUGCCAAACAUAACAACAACAACAACAAUGCCUCGUACCACACCAUUCUUGUCACUGCUACCCUCACAACAUUACACAGUAAAUUGAUCAGCGAUUGUGACCACCUGCUCGAGACUACCAUGCUUCCUCCUUCUUCCACCACCACCACCACCACCAACUCGGAAUCUCAUCGGAUCUUUCCCGAAAACGCCUUGUUGACUAUUGCAAGUGACCUACGCAAAAUGUCAGACAUGGUCACCUGGGAAGCAUCCGAUGAUGACAACAACCCUGUUAGCCAAAAGUCGGUGACUCAAUUCUUCCAAGCGCUCAAUGAUAAGAUUUCCCAAGGCUCAUCAUACGCUCCUUCUUCAACAACAGCAACAAGCAAGGCACGCAAGGGAGAAAAUAAGCAGCAACAUGACAUUCAACUUGUUGUCAAGGAGAUUAUAUCUUCGAUGAAGCAAAUGGUCGAAUUGUGUAUAUGUCAAUACCACAAGGUUUCCGAAAAGGCACUUGUGAUUCCUUGCAAAGGAUACAAGGUCGAAGGCAAGAAUAAGUUUGGGUCUACGAUGGAUGACUAUGUGGUGGAUCAAGACACCAGUCCCUUGUUACAAGAGUAUUUGGAUGGCAAGUUGGAGCAUAUGGAUCAUGAUGCAUGUUGGUUUCGAAACCAUUUUGUCAACAAAGAUUAUGCGACAUUUCUUGGAUACCGCAGCGACAAUGAACCCAUCAUGUUCUCUGCUCUUUGUGAUCAAAACGAGAAGCUCUUUCGUUUGAUUGUGAGAGACAAGCAGGGACCCGAUGUACGCAAGACUAUCAAUGAUGCAUUGCUUUUACGAGCAGUGCCCGCUAAAAGCCUCCAUGUUCCUGAUGGCACUUGGAAAACGAUUGCGGAGACCAUGCUCGACCUACCCUUUGAUCGCAUGAAGAAAAUUGACGCUGCUACCAUGGUAUCCUCUGGAUUGGAGAAGGAGUUGCUAAUGCUUGAUGAGCAAGCUGUUCAUCGCCGAUACAAAUGUGGUGUUCUAUACAUCAAGGAUGGGCAAACCAGGGAGGAAGAAUGGCUCGCCAAUACAGAUGACUCGGAAGCGUUUGACCGAUUUUUGGGGAUUCUUGGUCACAAAGUCGAAUUGAAUGGAUACACAGGAUGGGCUGGUGGGCUUGAUACCAAAAGUGGGGAUUCAGGGGAAUAUACCUAUGUCAAUGAAUGGCAUGGUCACGAGAUUGCAUACCAUGUGUCAAGCUUGAUUCCAUCCCGCCCAGGAGAUAGGCAGCAAAUACAAAAGAAACGACAUAUCGGAAAUGAUAUUGUCUGUGUUGUGUUUGUCAAGGGGCAACAACCAUUCAAUCCUGCAGCUAUCAAGUCACAAUUUCUGCAUGUGUUCAUUGUUGUGCAUGAAGACACGUGGCAAGGUCAAAUCGGAUGGAGGGUGGAGGUGGUGACAAUUGACAGUGUACCUAGCUUCGGUCCCCCAUUGCCUGCCAAUGCUAUCUUUUUUGACGAAUCUCAACUACAAUCCUUCUUAUUGGCAAAACUGAUCAAUGCAGAAUACGCCGCAUACAAAUCGCCCAAAUUUAUGCAACCCAUGGCACGAGCACGUGAAGGCAUUCUUACACGCAUUGUGGAUCGUGGAUACAAGAUUGCCAAGGAUCCUGAGAUUUCAUGGUUUUCAGGAUUCAACAAGACACCCUCCACAUCGUCGGAUCGUAGUUCAAAAAGCACACGUAGCAAUUCAAGCGAUUUCAUUGCUCCAGCACCCUCACGAUCGAGUAUCCUACGAGAUUUGUCUGAGAAUAUAUCAGCAGGUAUUGCUCGUCGACGUAGUGGACACGAACCAUCCGAAUCUAGAACACAAACUGCCAAAGCUGUCAAGUUACGAAAGGGAAAGGCAACACGCUUGUCAAAUGUACCUUCGCAACAGCAACAACAACAACAUCAAUCGAGGAGUCGCUCAGAGCAGGAUCUCAUGCAGUCUCCCAUGCUGACAGCGUCCCGAUCGAGUGGGGCCAUUAUUCAAAACACGGCUAGCAGAGCAGAACGACAACCUAUCUCGUAUCGUUUCUUCACUUCUAUUGGAGGAGCAAGUCGACGACGAUAUCCAUCGCAUCAAUACGAUUCUUCUACAGCUACCACUACUAGCAAGGCUAAGAGGGCCUGA
Lichtheimia ornata is the source of this 3429-nucleotide messenger RNA. RefSeq lists its product as uncharacterized. The transcript has 12 exons. The coding region runs from base 1 to 3429 and encodes 1142 amino acids. Gene Ontology annotation, biological process: activation of GTPase activity; regulation of small GTPase mediated signal transduction. Gene Ontology annotation, cellular component: cytoplasm. Lineage: Eukaryota; Fungi; Mucoromycota; Mucoromycetes; Mucorales; Lichtheimiaceae. The record is from RefSeq and is a predicted model, not a curated record. Gene Ontology annotation, molecular function: GTPase activator activity.